AGCAGAUGUGGGGCAGAAUAAACCAGGCAGGUGUGUUUGCUUUUGGUUUCAGGUAGCUUAAUCCUUUCCAGACUGAAAGGGAACUUGUUUUUUUCGACACAAUAUUAUUUCAGAGAGGAGGGACAUGAUAGGUUGGAAGAAAAACAACAGCAACAACCCACCAUUGCCAAGAGAGUAAAAGGCAGAGAAUCAAAAUUCUGCCUUUGUCUGGGCUGUCGACCGGCAAAACUGGAAUGCUGAGAUCUUGGCUGAGAGUUAAAUUGAGGGAGUUGGGGAUCUUUAGCCCUGGAGAAGAGGAGACUGAGAGGUGUUGGGAUAGCCAUCUUCAAAUAUCUGAAGGGCUGUCCCGUGGAAGAUGGAGCAAGCUUGUUUUCUCUUGUUCUGGAGCGCAGGACCUGAACCAAUGGCUUCGAAUCGUAGGAAAGGAGACUCAGACUAAACACCAGGAAGAGUUUUCUGAGGCCCAGGCUUUGCGGUGUUAUUCUUGCCCGGAGCCGAUAACGGCUGUAAAAUGCAUGAAGGUGGACAACUGCUUGCAGAAUGAGACCAUGUGCAAGACUACCAUGUACUCGCGUGAAGAAGUGUACCCAUUCCAGGGCGAUUCAACCGUCACGCGGUCUUGUUCUUCGAGGUGCAUUCCGUCCGACGUGGAUGGGAUUGGCUUGACUCGCCCGGUGACCUGCUGCAACACGGAUCUCUGCAACCACGAUGGGGCUGCCAGCGUGCAGAUCAGCUACAUCACGGUGGGGACCUCAGCUGCUUCCUUCUUCAUCCUCCUCCGACCUGGACUGUGAUUCAGAUGGCAAAGGCAGAAGAUCUUGGGGUGUGUGUAUGUGUGUGUGCAAACGACAACAACUCCUUGAUCAAGCCCCGCUUGGCUUUGCUAUCUCAGUCGGGCUGUGUACCUCUCUCUUCUCCUGCAAUGGCAGUCUCCUCUUCUCAUCAGGCAAAGAAAACGGGGUGUGUGUGAAAAUGCUUUGCGCUAUGAAAAAUCCUGGCUGGCCUGCUCCUCCUGGCUGAAAAGAGAAUCAGAGACCUGAUGCUUAAGUAUUUUGGUGGUGCCAGUCAGCCCUUUGCUCAGCUCAUUGUCUCUGAUUCUGCCUUUCGUGGCUCACCCCAUGUUUAGAAAACACAGUUCCAAGCAGUUUCCCCCUUGCCCCACUCCUUUCCCAGGGAAAACCUGCUCUUUAGCUCUAAAUCAGAACAAACAGCAAUUCAUGGAAAACCCAAAUGGCUGUUGUCUCUGAUUGAGGACUAAAGAGCAGUUUUCCCCAGGGAAAGGCAACGAGACUUUCACAUGACUUGUAUUUUUAUCAUAUUGUUUUCUAGUUAAUCACCCCCGGGUCUGAGAGCUUUUCUCAUUGUUCCAUGACUGUGCUUUGUGAAAACCCUAUCUUGCCCACUGCACUGAAGCUCCUUUAGCAGCAAAACCCUUCUUCAGAUUUCCUGUGAAUCCGUAGAUCGGAGUUUCGCAAGGCUCAGCUGUGGAGCAAGAAGAAAAUCUCCUGGACCUGGGGAAAGGAAUCGCUACAGAAUGCAAUAAAAACGCAGGUCAAGCGGAAGUGUGGCUGAACAAUUAGUCUUAAAGAUGUGCCUUUAUGCACACCUGAUCACGGCUCCCAAUAGCCAGGCAGGAUUCCGAGAGCAGUCACCAGAACUCAUCUUAAAAUCCUCUUAAAAUCUUCCUUCUCAAUGUGGGGCUGUCUGAAAUGGAUCCGUUGCAUGUAGAGACAUUGGGGACGGGCUUUGCAUGAUUCUCUUUUUAUGCAUGAAGUACCCUUCCAGAAACCCUCUCCUCUUUAUCAAUCAUUUAUCCUAACUUGUUGCAUGAUGCUUAUGCUGAAAUUACACGAUGCCCCCGUUUUUGUCGAACGCCUACCACGAUCUGUUUGCAGGCAGCUUAUACAACAAUGAGCAAUCCAUCCUGAUUUACUUGUGUAGAUAGAUUAUAUGUCUCCUUCGGGAGGUAGGGCAGGAUGUAAACCGAAUAAAUAACAAUAAAUUCCCAUUGAUCAGUAAAUUA
This is a messenger RNA of Podarcis raffonei (Aeolian wall lizard), 2023 nucleotides long. Its product is annotated as ly6/PLAUR domain-containing protein 2-like. Bases 234 to 794 code for a protein of 186 amino acids. The record is from RefSeq and is a predicted model, not a curated record. Gene Ontology annotation, molecular function: acetylcholine receptor inhibitor activity. The transcript is spliced from 4 exons. Lineage: Eukaryota; Metazoa; Chordata; Lepidosauria; Squamata; Lacertidae.